ACGGUCACACUAUUGGAAUUGGCUAUUUUAUUUUGCAGAAGAUAAUGUGGGUUGCGAGGGAAAAAUGAGCAAGCCCGUGAAUAAAAGCAAGGAAGUGGCUGCAUCCUCCGCCAGCUUGAAGAGGAUUAGCGAGAAGAAGCUAGAGGCUUUCACAGUGGGCACCUUCUCUAAAAGACAAUUGUCCAAAAAGGAGAUCGAGGACCAGAAGAAAAAGGAGGAUGCAGCGGCAGCGGCACAUGCCUUCAAAGAGUUCGUGGAGACCUUCCAAGAUGCCCCCACGCCCUCCUCCAAAGUCUGGGUGAAGGCCGGCACCUACGAUGCGGGAUCCCGGCGGGAGGACAAGUCGGAGAAGGGCAAGCUCUACAAGCCCGUGUCCAAGCUGCUGGACAAGAGCAGCGCCGACAAGGUGGAGGAGUACGCCAAGACCCUCGCCUCGGAUCUCAAGAAGGAGGCGACGGGUCCGCUGAAGAAGAAGAACCAGGAGAAGAAAAAGAGCAACUUGGAGCUGUUCAAGGAGGAGCUGAGACAAAUCCAGGAGGAGCGCGAGGAGCGGCACAAGUACAAGCAUUUGGCUGUUUCCCAUGCUCCGCCUGCCCAGCAACCGGCGGCGGCGGCUUCAUCCGCUCCAGUGGCCAGCAGCAGUGCCUCCACCACCUCGCAGGCUUCUAAUAGCUCCAAGGAGUCGGGCUCCUUCGACACCGGCGAUCCGAAUACCACCAACCUGUAUCUGGGCAACCUGAACCCCAAGAUAUCCGAGCAGCAGCUCAUGGAGAUCUUCGGGCGCUACGGUCCGCUGGCCAGCAUCAAGAUCAUGUGGCCGCGCUCCGAGGAGGAGAAGCAAAGGGGUCGCAAUUGCGGGUUCGUAGCCUACAUGAGCCGCAAGGAUGCGGAGAGGGCUUUAAGGACUCUAAAUGGGCGGUACAUUAUGGGCUACGAGAUGCGCCUGGGAUGGGGAAAGACCGUGCCCAUCAUGAACACGCCCAUCUUUGCACCGCAAGCUUUGCUGGAGAUGACCCUUCCACCUCCUCCAUCGGGUUUACCCUUCAAUGCCCAACCGCCGCCAAGUGAGGCAGAUGUUUUGCCCAAGAAGAACUACAAGGAGUUCGACCAGGAAGAGGACAAGGAAAAUAUGGAGAGGAUACUGGCCAAAUGCGUGGUUAAAGUUCAUAUACCCACAGAGAAGGCCGUUCUGAACGUAAUUCAUCGCAUGAUCGAGUUUGUUAUACGCGAGGGUCCAAUGUUUGAGGCCCUGAUCAUGAUUCGCGAAAUGGAGAACCCGCUGUUCUCGUUCCUCUUCGACAACGAGAGUCCUGCGCACAUCUACUACCGCUGGAAGCUCUUCUCCUUGCUGCAGGGCGAUACUCCAAACGAAUGGCGGGAGGACGAGUUCCGAAUGUUCAAAAAUGGGCCGGUUUGGCGGCCCCCCAUCGCCAAUUUCUACACUCAGGGCAUGCCGGAUGAGCUAGUCGUCGAUCCUGAUGCUCCAGUGGUCCACAAAGGAGCCUUGUCCAAUGCUCAACGCGAUCGUCUGGAGGAUCUGAUCAGACAACUGACGCCGGAACGCUCGCGCAUUGGCGAUGCCAUGAUCUUCUGCAUUGAGCAUGCAGAUGCUGCUGAUGAGAUAUGCGAAUGCAUCGCCGAAUCUUUAUCCAAUUUAAAUACGCUGGCCUCUAAGAAGAUUGCUCGCCUUUAUCUGAUCUCAGAUAUACUGCACAACUGCACGGUUAAGGUGGCCAAUGCCUCGUUUUUCCGCAAGUCGGUGGAAAAGCAGCUGGUGGAUAUCUUUGAGAAUCUGCAUAAUUACUACCAGAACAUUGAGAGCCGAUUGAAAGCGGAGGGCUUUAAAUCCCGAGUCUGCAAUGUAAUUCGCACCUGGGAGGAAUGGACCAUCUAUCCCAAAGAGUUUAUGGCUCAGCUGACGGCCAAGUUCCUCGGGAAACCAUACAUCAUGCCGGUGAGUUCUUCACCGCAAGCCGAGGAAACGCGUUCGGAUGAGGCGCUGGACGAAGAUAUCGACGGUGCCCCGCUCUCGGGAGAUGAAAAGGACGAUGAAGAUCUGGACGGCGUGCCCUUAGAUGGAGCUGCUCUGCUCAAGAGCGCCUUGAAGCGGGCCAUUCCCGACGCAGAUGCCGCCACUCCAAAGCGGGAAACACCCAGAAGAGAUGAAUAUCUCGAUGAAAUUGAUGGCAUACCUUUUGAUGAGGACCUCGAUGGCAUUCCGCUGGAGAAGGAAACCAAACCCACGGCCAAAAUGCCCGGUUUUAUACCCUCCAAGUGGGAGACGGUGGAUCCCCAGCAAGUAGAAGCGCAGGCGAUUACUACCAGCAAGUGGGACACUCUCGAUCCGCCGGAUCCGCCCAAGUUCUUCAGCUCGGACGAGGACAGCGACGAUGACAACUCGCAGAAAUUCAGCGACGAGAAGCGACAAAAGCUGAGGGACAUUGAACUGAAGGCUAUACAGUAUCAGGAUGAACUGGAGUCGGGAAAGAGGCGUUUAGAGCCAGGAUGGACUGUGUCCGAACAGGUGGAAUACUUCCGCAAGCGGUUGCUCAAGGACUCGAGAUCCGAGUCUACGGUAGACUCCCCGCUGAGCUACUUGCACUCCAAAUCCAAGGGCUCUAAAGUCAGCGAGAGUCCAGCCCAGUUUGUUCGCAAACGAUCGCAUUCACCCUACUCCGCUGGAGAAACAAAACGCAGGGAUUAUUCGCCGGAAACCUCGCGCUCCUCCAAGUCAUCCAAACGCAACCGAUCGCGCAGUCCCUCUGGAUCCCCCAAGCGCUACGCAGAGCGAUCUUCGCGCAGUUCCCGGUACGAGAGUCCCGCUGCCAGUUCAUCCCGCUCGCGCUCCUCGCGUCGAGAGGAGCCACCUUCUCCUCCGCGACACCGCAGCGAUAAGCACAAGCACAAGCACAGGCACUAGACGAUUCGCAUUUGAUUAAACAUUGAUUCUACAUAAAAACACACUCGUCGUUUGCUCUAAAUACACAGUAUAUAUAUAUAUUUUAAA
This is a messenger RNA of Drosophila takahashii, 3007 nucleotides long. RefSeq names its product U2 snRNP-associated SURP motif-containing protein. Gene Ontology annotation, biological process: RNA processing. The record is from RefSeq and is a predicted model, not a curated record. Gene Ontology annotation, molecular function: RNA binding. Gene Ontology annotation, cellular component: nucleus. Lineage: Eukaryota; Metazoa; Arthropoda; Insecta; Diptera; Drosophilidae.